This is a messenger RNA of Punica granatum (pomegranate), 1304 nucleotides long. NCBI's taxonomy places the organism in Eukaryota, Viridiplantae, Streptophyta, Magnoliopsida, Myrtales, Lythraceae. The record is from RefSeq and is a predicted model, not a curated record.
ACGAAAAACAUUAUCAGUCCGUAUAGCUACAUAAAUCGCUCCCCAAAUUUGUCGGAAUACCUUGAUUCCUAAGGCAGAUCAAUGGCUUCGGGCGUCUUGAAUGUCCUUCUCGCACUUCUUUUCCUCACUUCUGCAGCCACAACCCUCUCCGCUUCACUAAGAUACGAUUACUACAAAAAAGUUUGCCCUGCAGCCUUGCCUACAAUAAAACGUGUAAUCGAGGCUGCUGUGCAAAACGAGCGCCGAACGGGAGGCUCCAUCCUCCGCUUGCAUUUUCACGACUGUUUCGUAAAUGGUUGUGAUGCCUCCAUUCUCCUCGACGAAUCCACCCCCAACAGUGAAAGAAAUGCCCGUCCUAAUCUGAGAUCCGCUAGAGGGUUCAAAGUGAUCGACCAAAUUAAGGAGGAGGUGGACAAAGCUUGCGGCCGCUCUGUGGUCUCUUGUGCGGACAUCUUGGCUGUUGCAGCUCGGGAUUCAGUCGUCGCACUUGGAGGACCAUGGUGGCAAGUCCCCCUCGGCAGAAGGGACUCGACGAGGGCGUACUUAGAUAUAGCCAACAGAGACAUUCCUGCGCCGAGCAUGGACCUCCCUCAACUGAUCAACACCUUCAACAAGCAAGGGCUCAAUGUUAAGGACCUCGUUGCUCUCUCUGGUGGGCACACCUUAGGUUUUGCUCAGUGCUUCACCUUCAGGGACAGGAUCUACAACGAGUCCAACAUCGACCCUAAGUUCACGGAUAAGCUCAGGAAAAUCUGCCCACCAGCUGCUGGGAACGGGGACACGAACCUUGCCGGGCUGGACUCCACCUCAGCCCGUUUCGACACAUCGUACUUCGCUAACCUACUGAGUCACAAGGGGCUCCUGCACUCCGAUCAGGCAUUGUUUGGCGGUGUCUCGACCGAUCAACUAGUGAAGAACUACAAGUACAACCCGAAAUUAUUCUGGGCAGAGUUUGCCAAGUCAAUGGUCAAGAUGGGAAAUAUAAAGCCGCUGACCGGGAAGGAAGGUGUAAUUCGCUCGAAAUGCAGUAAGCUUAACUAAUUCUUGAGAUAGGUGUCCAUUGAACUGAAUUGAUUGAGAUCAAUUCGAGAAUUGGUCGUUUUUGGAUAAUGUUGAAAUUGUGCAUGUGUCAUGUGUAAGUGUCAAUAAAUGUUAUUGCCUCUGGUAGUUGAUUUGAUCAAAAAUACAUUAUUUGUAUAUGUUACCCGGAAAAUAUUUUAUAUAUAUAUAUAUAUGUAUGUAUGAACCAUGAGGAAUUCUUUCGUGUACUUCAGUCAAUUAAUAAAAUUAUGUAUUUCCUUUUA